GCGAAGGACCGAGUUCUUACCUGCGGCCAUCUCAAACCCCAGUACAAACUGUACUGCACAUCGCCCCGGUUUCAACGCGCCCACCCCUCCGAUACGGGCUCAGGAAGCCAUUAGCUGUCGUCGUCGCCGUCUUCGCGGAUAGAUGGAUGGGGGCAGUGACUGACGACGUGUUUCGCCGCCUGUGAUGAUGAUGAGUCGAUGAUAUAAGAUGGGAGAUACGUGCUGGGAGCUAGUCUUCCCCAUUGUUCCGGAAUCAACUGCUCUCACUCUUUCGCUGCUUCAUUCCCUCCCAUUUACCUUCUUUUCUUCGAACACUUUCUUUCGUGUUUCUCUUUUCCUUUCGAUCGGCAAAGUCACAAUGCAACGCACCCUCUUUCUCUCGUUCGUUCUUGCCGCCGUCCUUAGCGUGUCCGCUGCGCCAGUCCCGCUCCCAGCUCAUCAGGGUAUCUCUGUUUCACCCGUCAUCGCGCGUCAAGAAGACUCGAUCCCGGUGAUCAACAAUGAACACAGCGAGGCGCGUGCCGAUCAUCAAGACGGACAGCAAGGGAAUGGGCAACAGCAAGACAAAUCGAGCUCGCAGCAGCACUCGCAAUCGCAACAGAAGGUUGAUCCUGAGAUUGUUCCUGGGCGGCAGCCACUCACGGAGGAAGCCCGUCCGGGCAAGGCUCAUAAUUUCGGGUUGGCUGGGUAUCUGGUGGACCACAUAAAACAAGCUCAUGUAUGA
Molecule: messenger RNA, 724 nt
Organism: Mycena citricolor
Lineage: Eukaryota; Fungi; Basidiomycota; Agaricomycetes; Agaricales; Mycenaceae
Source: the annotation of a GenBank genome assembly